AUUUCUGAUUCAAUGCUUCGAGGAUUUCUGGUUAAUGCAAUAUUGAAUAUAUAUAACUUCUAAAGUUUUGACAUAAGCGUUUAGCUCGUCACUAGAACAUGAAGCGAAUUCCUUCUAGGCCAAGUAAAAGUUGCAACGCUAUUCUUGGUAUAUCUUCUGGUAUUCAUUUAAUCUCUGGCCUGGCUGUUAUUGUUUUCCAGAUUCUGCUGAUUCACGCUAACUCACUGUACCAUGACAUAGGUGGAGGCCUAUGGGCAGGUCCAGUUUUCUUCAUUCAGGGUGUCCUUGGUUUUAUCUGUUUGUGUGAUGUAUUAAUGUGCAGUGUGGUAUCAUUUUUAGUAUCAUCUGUUAUUGGAGCGCUGCUAACUGUUGCGUUAGCAGCUAUUGCUGCUGUAGAUUUGGGCUCUAUAUAUAAAUGUCCCAAAGAGGACUAUAGAUCUUCCCCAUAUUACCCAGCAUACUGUCAUCCCAGCUAUGCUCCACAAAUUGUUCAAGCAUCAUGGGGAAUCAUAAUAACUUCAUGUGUACAGCUGGUAGCAUCUGCUUGUUCCAUCUACAUAUGCAUGACAAUAAUUUAUAGUACUGAUUCUUCACCAACACAAGCGAUGUCAAAUCCUUAUUUGUAUGAUGAAAUACCGUCCCCUCAUGAUACGAGAUUUCGUGGUUCCUUACAGUCAGCUCAAGAAAAAGUUCAAACUUUCCGUACUAAAUCUUCCUAUAGUCUAAAUUCCACGCUCCCAGUGCGGCGAAGCAAAUCGGUUGAUCGUUUUUCGGAGGACGACGAUUCUUUUUCUGAUCAAAAUAUGAUUAUGUAUUCAACAAACUCUGUCAACGUGGUUCCCAGCGGAGCCCGGUACAAAAAACCGUCUGCGAAAGUGGCUAAUGCAAAUUCCAUGUAUAAUGUGAUGUAUCCAUCUGGCCCCCCGAUUCGCAUAGCACCUCGACCUUCCUCUACUCGUUCAUUGAACAUGCAGGGUGAGCUACCAGGUCACAUGAAACAUACCGCCGUUUAGUUGGAAAGAGAGCUCCAAGUUUUGUUAAUCGGCAUGCACUUUUUGACCCGAGUCUGGUUCGUAAGUCAGAUUGACGGCCGUUGUAUUCUGCUAGUCGCGAAUUCCGUUCCACGUUUUUAAAUUAACAUUCUUCUCACAAUUCUCGUUCCUAUUGUUUUUAUCAAUGUUCUUUUUUCGUGCGACUAAAAACCGCUUCAUAUAUCAGGAAUCGCGUACUUAGCCAUGCUCAUGUAUCCUCUGAUGGAAUGUGAUUCAAUAGUGCCUAAUGACAAAUUUUAGUUUUAAUAAGUCUUUGUUAAUCCAAUCAACAUUCUGCAACUGAUCCUACAUCGACAACCACUUUCUUAAAUUGCUCAGCUUACAUUUUUCGUCAUUUGAAA
Messenger RNA from Daphnia carinata, 1393 nucleotides. RefSeq lists its product as uncharacterized. Bases 99 to 1013 code for a protein of 304 amino acids. The transcript is spliced from 5 exons. NCBI's taxonomy places the organism in Eukaryota, Metazoa, Arthropoda, Branchiopoda, Diplostraca, Daphniidae. The record is from RefSeq and is a predicted model, not a curated record.